This is a messenger RNA of Closterium sp. Naga37s-1, 873 nucleotides long. The record is from the annotation of a GenBank genome assembly. NCBI's taxonomy places the organism in Eukaryota, Viridiplantae, Streptophyta, Zygnematophyceae, Desmidiales, Closteriaceae.
AUGCCCAGCCCACCGGCAGGGUUUGUGCUGGACGAUGAAGGGGAGGUGGUGCUGGCUGCACCUGCCGAGAGGAGAACGCUCACCAUUGUGAUUCACGACCCCAUCACCAACCGCUCAUUGGACUGUGUCAUUCGACGCGCCUUCUCCAACUCGCUUAACGUCCCUUUCUUCCUUCUCCACCCGCUCGACACCCCUAUAAUGUUCUUCCGCAUCUCGGGGAGAACGGGUGAGCUGCAGGAGGUGGAUGAUGAGGAGGCGGAGCGGAUUAUUCCCGCUGCUGCAUACGCUCUCGCCAAGAAGAGCCUUCAUUUGACACCUACAGGCUUCACCCUCACCCUCAGAGGAGCCAUCUGCUUCACAGAGGAUGACGUCAUCAACCUGGACACUGAGCUGGGGUUUGGCAUCGGGGGCUCCCUGGCUGAAGGCGUUGACAUCACCACGUUCCUGUCUGGCGGCCAGGAGUACAUGAUAUACACGCCCUUCGACCCACUCAUGUUUGUAGUAUACAAGGACCCUAAGACUAGCGAGAUUCUUGUGGCUGAAGAUCCUGAGCUUCUGAACGAUCCCAAGGUGUUGGAUGCAAUUGAUGAGGAGCAGCAGUUCCAAGCCAUGGUGGUGAGCUGUGCUGCGGUGGUGUGUUAUAGUGGUGGUAUGGUGGUGAGCUGUGCUGGGGUGGUGUGUUAUGGUGGUGAGCUGUGCUGGGGUGGUGUGUUAUGGUGCUGUGCUGAGGUGGUGUGUUAUGGUGGUGAGCUGUGCUGGGGUGGUGUGUUAUGGUGCUGUGCUGGGGUGGUGUGUUAUGGUGCUGUGCUGGGGUGGUGUGUUAUGGUGGUGAGCUGUGCUGGGGUGGUGUGUUAUGGUGCUGGGGUGGUGUGA